Messenger RNA from Cyphomyrmex costatus, 921 nucleotides. RefSeq names its product forkhead box protein J1-A. Gene Ontology annotation, biological process: regulation of transcription by RNA polymerase II. Gene Ontology annotation, molecular function: RNA polymerase II cis-regulatory region sequence-specific DNA binding; DNA-binding transcription factor activity, RNA polymerase II-specific. Bases 1 to 921 code for a protein of 306 amino acids. The transcript is spliced from 3 exons. The record is from RefSeq and is a predicted model, not a curated record. Gene Ontology annotation, cellular component: nucleus. Lineage: Eukaryota; Metazoa; Arthropoda; Insecta; Hymenoptera; Formicidae.
AUGAGGAUCGAUCUAGUAGAAGUUGAAGUAUCGACGGAGGAUAGCCCGUCUACCACAGCUGCUACCACCACCGCCGCCACAGUGGAUAGCAGUAGCAUGGAUAGCACAGACGACUACGAUGGAGUCGAGGCCGAGUUGACAAGCCUCUCCUGGUUGCAGUCCCUGGAUAUUACUAGCGCGUCCGGCUUGCCGACGCCACCCUGUUCGCCAUCGCCGCCGCCGAUCAUCCGCCAACCCCCGAAGAAAUUGUCGCCUUUGAUCAAAGCUGAACUAGAUCUGGCGGAAAAUGCUGAGAAAUAUCGAACAGAUCCCGAUGCGAAACCACCGUUUUCCUAUGCCACUAUCAUUUGCCUUGCGAUGCGCGCCAAUAACAAUAAGGUCUCCCUUUCAAACAUCUACGCAUGGAUUCGAGAAAAUUUCUUAUUUUACAAGUAUGCUGAUCCAGCCUGGCAGAACUCAAUUCGACACAAUCUCUCGUUGAACAAGUGCUUCUUGAAGCUGCCACGUUCCAAAGACGAGCCAGGCAAGGGUGGUUUCUGGAAGCUGGAUCUCGAAAGAAUGGAGGAAGGCAAACGGUCUAGGCGCCGUUCUGCGAUCUCGCAGCGGACUCGAAGUACAAAGAGGCAAUCUCCUACUAUGACGACAACAACGACGACGACGACGACGACAACGGUAGCGUCAGCGACGACGCUCAAUGUUCUUCAGACCAGCAGCAGCUGCACGCCGCCCACCAGCUGUCUGUCGAAUACACUGUAUGAGACCCCGCCUAGUAGCGUGUCACCCCCCAUAACGGACAAUCUGUCGGAAGUGCCGGAGUCCACGCAGGUGAGCUUGAGCGAGGACGACUUCACGAGUUUGUUGAUUGCCGGUUGGGACGAAAAUAAUCAGCUGGAGCUUCUCGAUCUGUUGGACACCCUCUAA